Molecule: messenger RNA, 688 nt
Organism: Rhagoletis zephyria (snowberry fruit fly)
Lineage: Eukaryota; Metazoa; Arthropoda; Insecta; Diptera; Tephritidae
Product: AMP deaminase 2-like
Biological process (GO): AMP metabolic process; IMP salvage
Cellular component (GO): cytosol
Molecular function (GO): AMP deaminase activity
Source: RefSeq, a predicted model, not a curated record
GUUUUCUAGCCGACCCGCUAAUGUAGCAGAAAAAUAUACAUCAUUGACCAGUGAUGAGAGUUUAGCGACAAUGGAGACCGUCGAUGCAGAGGAGCACGAUUUGCCCAAUUUUCAGCGUGUCUCCAUUUCUGGUGAGGAUACUAGCGGUGUGCCAUUGGAGGAUUUAGAACGCGCCUCCACCCUACUAAUACAAGCGUUGGAAUUACGCGAGCGCUAUAUGUUACAUUCUGGUCAAUCAUUCCCGACAACAACUCGCCGUUUUCUGAAAACCGUACACGAACGUAAUCGUUUCGGUACGAUUGAGCACGAGAAUCGAAAGACCAUUGCUGACCAUCCCAUACAUCCGCCAACUGACACGUCCGACCCAUGGGACUUGGAGUUUCCACCUGAUAACGAAUAUGCUAUCAAAAGUAUUAAUGGUGUCUUCCACGUCUACAAGGAUAAGGAAUGCACGCAAGUAGUUAAGUGUGAAUAUCCAAAUCUCAAAGAAUUUGUGAACGAUAUGCAAGUUAUGUGCAACAUGAUCGUCGAUGGACCCCUGAAAUCAUUUUGUUAUCGCCGUCUUUGCUAUCUCUCAUCGAAAUUCCAAUUACACGUUCUCUUGAAUGAGCUGCGUGAGUUAGCCUCACAGAAAGCGGUGCCACAUCGCGAUUUCUACAACAUCAGGUAAGUAAGAUUUUUUUUAAAA